Molecule: messenger RNA, 1197 nt
Organism: Adineta ricciae
Lineage: Eukaryota; Metazoa; Rotifera; Eurotatoria; Adinetida; Adinetidae
Source: the annotation of a GenBank genome assembly
AUGGGUACAGUGCAAAUCAAAACAAAGAAAAUAAAAAUUGCCACACCCGCGUUCAUUAACGAAUCCAUUUGGUGUUAUAUCAAAUCAAAUCAAAUGUCGCUCAAUCGACCAGCACGACCACUUAAGCUUUGUUUGGUAUGCGACGAUUUCGCGCGUGGAAUGAAUUUCGAUGUACUUACAUGUAUGUCUUGCAAAGCUUUCUUUCGACGACAUGCAGCUCAAGCAGGUAAAGAACUUCGAUGUUUACUUAACAAUGACUGUAGUAUAACACAGCAGACUCGCGGUGCCUGUUCUGCAUGUCGAUUGAAGAAAUGCUUAGCGCUCGGUAUGAAUCCAGCUUUGAUUCGUUCUUCACCUAAAAAAUUAAAGAAUACAACGCAAAGUCAAUUAUGUGAUGCAUCGAUUGAAGACAAACAAAUUGUCAGACUGCCUCAGCCAACAACACUUAGUCUACUCGCCAAAGAUAAUUCAACCUUAACAUUCGAUGAAUGGAAUCUUCUCUCAAAUGUUAUUCAUGCAUAUGACGAAGAAAAUGUGAUUACAGCAGCUCAAAAAUUACUUCGUGAACAAGCAUCAUUACCAGUGAAAAUCCGUGCGAAGAGAAUGAUGGUAUUCGAGUUAAUCGGCACAUUUUUCUCAGCCAUUAAACCAUUUCUUUACUACUCGCCUCACUUCCAUAGUUUAUCACCCGAUGUCCGUCGUGUACUUAUCGAAAACAAUUUAAACGGAAUGGGCGCACUAAAUGCCAUGUUUGGUGCGUAUGAAUUGAAACUAUUCGGCAAUGACUCACAUGUUCGUACUUGUUAUGAAAUCUAUGGUGAAGAAUAUGUUAAAGACAGUGAACUUCUAGCGAACCGAAGCGAACAAAAUGGAACGCUGGUCAAAAUGUUUCUGAUUACCUUAGCAUUUUCGACUAAUUGCUCGCUUGUUGAGGAGUGUCAGAUAACUACUUCUACAAACACAUCGGUAACAAGUUCAAUUGCUCUUACUCGCAUUCAAGAUGUAUUUAUCGUUAUGUUAUGGAAAUACUUAGUUUAUCAAUAUGGAUACCUUGGUGCUGUACGACGUUUAGAUCAUCUAGUCAAAUUUUAUUUAGAUAUUCUUAAUCGAUUAAAUGAACUUAAUAGUAAAGAACACAGAGAUAUGAUUAAUGUGAUUAUCGAUCAAACAACUCAUUCUUUAACGUUGGAUGAUUAA